UCAUCAUGGCGUUAGCAGCGGCAGCCAAGCGCUCUGCAGCCUCUGUACUUUUCACUAGAUCAUUGUCAUUACCAGAGCUCAAAUCCGCCUACUCUUACCAUAAAAAGGUGGUGGACCACUAUGAAAACCCUAGAAAUGUUGGUUCCCUUGACAAGAAUGCCAAGGGCACUGGUUUGGUAGGCGCUCCUGCAUGUGGGGAUGUAAUGAAACUACAGGUUCAGGUGGAUGAGAAUGGAAAGAUAACAGAUGCCAGAUUCAAAACAUUUGGCUGUGACUCAGCCAUUGCUUCCAGCUCACUGGCCACAGAGUGGAUGAAGGGGAAAUCAAUCGAUGAAGCCCUGAAAAUCAAAAACACAGAGAUUGGCAAAGAACUUUGUCUACACCCAAUCAAACUACAUUGCUCCAUGCUUGCAGAAGAUGCUAUUAAGGCUGCAUUAGCAGACUACAGGCUCAAACAGAAGGACAACAAGGAGACGUUGGCAGAGGCUCGAAAUAAAUGUCCUAAUUCACCAAUGAGUCUGUUACCCACUCUUGUCGUGACUCAGAAAAAUGGUGUAGUUUAUUUCCUGCACUGAGGUUGCAAUGAACAUAAUGGC
Rhinichthys klamathensis goyatoka is the source of this 596-nucleotide messenger RNA. RefSeq names its product iron-sulfur cluster assembly scaffold protein IscU-like. The record is from RefSeq and is a predicted model, not a curated record. Gene Ontology annotation, molecular function: ferrous iron binding; 2 iron, 2 sulfur cluster binding. Lineage: Eukaryota; Metazoa; Chordata; Actinopteri; Cypriniformes; Leuciscidae. Gene Ontology annotation, biological process: intracellular iron ion homeostasis; iron-sulfur cluster assembly. Bases 6 to 575 code for a protein of 189 amino acids. Gene Ontology annotation, cellular component: cytoplasm; mitochondrial matrix. The transcript has a single exon.